Molecule: messenger RNA, 4470 nt
Organism: Rhineura floridana
Lineage: Eukaryota; Metazoa; Chordata; Lepidosauria; Squamata; Rhineuridae
Gene: AIRE
Product: autoimmune regulator
Exons: 16
Coding region: 1-1776 (591 amino acids)
Biological process (GO): humoral immune response; regulation of transcription by RNA polymerase II
Cellular component (GO): cytoplasm; nucleus
Molecular function (GO): DNA binding; translation regulator activity; DNA-binding transcription factor activity, RNA polymerase II-specific
Source: RefSeq, a predicted model, not a curated record
AUGUUCAGUUCUGAUAAUAGACCAUUAGGAGAGGGGGAUUUGCGGAAAUUGCUUAAACUUUAUCGCACGGAGAUCUCUAUGGCAGUUGAUGAUGUCUUUCCAUUGCUUCAUGGACUUGCAGAUCAUGAUGUUAUCACGGAAGAAAUGUUCAAGGGCACUCUCCAUCUGAAGGAGAAGGAGGGUUGCCACAAGGCCUUUCAUGCCAUGUUGACAUGGCUGCUGAACCGGGACUCAUCUUCCAUCCAGGGCUUCUGGAGGGUCCUCUUCAAGGAUUACAACCUAGAGAGAUAUUCCAAACUUCAGUCCAUUCGGAGCAGCUUUCCCAAAGACAUGGAUUUCAGCAGGUAUCACAUCAGGCCAAGGAAACUCCCAACCAGUCCUAAGGUAUUGACUCAGCACAAGUCCCAAGGAAAGAGAAAAGCAACAGAGGAAAAAGAUGGUUUGCACCCUCCUCAACCUUCAGCAAGAGGCGCCCCACAACUUGGGUCCCUUCCAAAGGCAAAAUCUGUGAAGAGAUCAGAGAAUGUUGAGAUUCAGCAUUACCCUCUUCCAAAUGGUGAUGAUGCUAAGAAAUGUAUCAAAGCUGGUGGUGAGUUUUAUGUGCCAAACAAAUUGGAAGAUCUUGGAGAGAGAAAUAAAGCUCAUGAACCAAAGCCUGAUGGGAAAGCCAAAGAAUCCCAGGUCUGUGAAUAUGGAAUUCCACAGACAGAACAGAACAAAACAAAACAAGCAGCUGCACAAGUGAACCCUUCAUCUAGUACUGCAUCAAAGAGCCAGAAUGGGGCUGGCCAGCUGGAAGAGAAGGCAGGCCUCCUGCACCUUUUAGAAGAAGGAGUGUCAGCAGCAGGUAAUGGAAGUCAAAAAGCAAACUUGCAGAAUAGGUGCCUCACCAUCCCUUUUCAUACUGGGGAUCCAGCUCCCCAGCAGAGAGCCUUGCACAGCUAUUGUGUUUUUUUUCUUCUCCUUGUCCUGCUAGAUGAUUCCUCCGGCUCACUGAACGAUGAUGAAUGUGCUGUCUGCAGGGAUGGUGGGGAGCUGAUCUGCUGUGAUGGGUGCCCUAAGGCCUUUCAUCUCACCUGCCUGGUGCCCCCACUGACAGAGAUUCCCAGUGGGACAUGGAGGUGUGAUUCCUGCUCCCCUGGGAAGGUGAAACAGGACAGGCACAAUGAAGAAGAAAACAACAGAAAUGCACUUUCUCAAACUCAGUCGACUAUGACUUAUGGCGACCUUAUGAAUCAGCAACCUCCAGGUGCUGUAUAUGUCCAGAGAACAACUGAAGAUGGGAUGAGGGUUCUCAUAAAAGAACCUGUCUGUGCCUCCUUCAGACAGCCUCUGCCUUCCAUGUCCCCCAUGCCCAUGGCAGCACCGCCAGUUCAGACUCCGGGAACAGAGAAGCAGCUGAAAUUGACCAUUGGGGACAAAUGCGGUAUAUGCAGAAAAGGAGGUGACUUGAUCUACUGCAAUAAAUGUUUCCGGGCUUUCCACUGGCCCUGCCAUUUUCCUGCCCGUGCAGAUCAAAUCAGUGGAAUCUUAAUCUGCAAAUCCUGCACUAGUAGCAACUAUUCUGCAACCAUCAGCUUAGAAGGAGCAACAAACUUGAAUACUCCUACACUAAGAGCAGUAAAGGUGGUGGAAGAAUCUGCUGGGACUGAACCUCUUCUGAACAAGAAUGAGCUGGACUCUCUCUUAGGGGAGAAUACCUUUGAUGGAAUCUUGCAUUGGGCAUUCCAGAGCAUGUCUCGUCCGCUGUCAGACACCCAAGGCUUUUUCUCAUAGGACUCUGGAUUUGGUACUGUUUUGCCGGACACAUUCUCAUUUGUCUUUUGCUGAAACAUGGGCCCCCAAAACAACUUGCUUAUGUGAUCUCUAUUUACUGUGAUGAUAGUUCUGUUAAAUUGAUGCUUCUAUGCUCAUUUCCAAUGGAAAGAAUUACUUAUCACUCUGUCAUUCAGAUAGAGUGCUACAACCUAGAUCUGACCAGGUGUUUUCUCUAAACCACUCUCCAAAUUUAAUUACCAGGAAUGUUUAGGUUCUAGGAACCAUUUCAGACAGCAUUUAAAGGAAACUGUGUAACAAGAAGUGAUAAAACACAGCAGAAGCUCAUAGAUGCUCUAGAAUAAGAAAAGGGAGAAUCCAAGCUACCUAAGGGAAUAUUCUAGGACAAAAUGUAAACAAUAGGGAUAGGAAACAUGUGGCCUUCCAGAUGCUAUGGAUUCAAGCUCCUAUUAGCCCCAGCCAGCAUAGGCAAUGGUCAGGGAUGAUGGGAAGUGUAGUCCAGCAUAUCUGGAGGGCUACAGGUUUCCUUCUCUGCCUGGUAUAUAAGAAACAAGCAGAGAAGAAUCUGCUUCAGAUUUAAGUUUCUGAAGGCUGAAGUCAAGAGGCAAUUCCAAGCUUCCCAGUCGUGGUCAGAACAUGGUCCAUUAUACCAGAAAGUCAAAGCUGGUCAAGACAUGAUGAACAUCAUAGAAGCAAACUGCCUUAACUAUAUCAGUAUGAGUCAAGAUCAAGAGGGGAAUUUCUUUCUGUGACAUUUCACAUAGUUGAUAAUAAGUGUUGCUUACAUGAUUAUGGGAUCUCAUAGGUAUUUGUGGACUGCCCUUGGGUGAUUUUGCUUAUUCCCUAUGUUUUUUCAAUCUAUAUUCCCAUUCUUUCAAUCACUUAUACUAUUAAUCCUUUCCCCUCCCCUUUUUAUUAAUUACCAAAGUUCGGAUGACCUGUUUCACAGCUUGGAAGUGCCAGAGUGUCGGAGAGGGCAAUUGUGUCAACAGCCUGGUCAACUGUGUCAACUCAGAAGCAAUUGUGUCCACAGCCUGGCAUAUUUCACCAUUCCAUGGCAAGACCAAGCCCUUGACAGGAUGACUAUCUCUGGCUUCUGGAAAAUCCUGCAAAGAUUUCAGGAAUCUCUUGGAUUCCAUAACUAUCCAGGACAGGACCAUCCUAAUGUGUCCUCCACCCCUGCAGUGGGGAUUGGUGCUGCAACACCAAACUUCAGCAGAUAAUGGUCUGACCAUGACAAUGGGGUUAAUUCAGUAUCCAGACCCCCUCCCACUGGUGGGCAGGGCCAGAGGCAAAAAAUGGGUGCGGCUCACAGGGAUGGAAAGCUGUUAAAUUUUGGUUCAUUCCGUUUCUCAUUUUUCUAGUCUUAAAUUCAGUUUUCUACACUUCUGCAGCAAAUUUGCAAUUUGUUAAUUUUUAAAAAUCCUAGUAAGAAAUUCUUCAGAAUUUUAGUGUGAAUUUUGCCCAAUACACAUUUUUGUAGGUGGUUUUGACUAAUAUACACAUUUGUGCAGGUUUUUUCACCAAUAUUUUCAUUUUGUGCACACUUUCCACUAAUAUUUGCAUUUUUGUAAACAUUGGUUGGUUGGAGAACUGCAUCACAAAAUUUGGUCAAGUGCAAAUUUCAGAGGAUGGCUGUGUUUUGGUUCUCAUAUUGUUUUGAAAGUGUGAAUCUGAUAGGGUUGGCUUUAAAUGUGAACUGAAUGGCGUAUCUCCUCCAUGCCUAGUGCCUCCCAAUUAUGUACAGGAGGCAACAUUCCAACCACACAAAAGUCAGAUUUCUACGUGUGCACACUUCUCCAGCCAGGCAAGGAAGAGGCAUUACCACUGUUGGAAAAUACAUGCCAGCCAGGCAAAUGCAUGAAGAGGGUGUGCAGCAAGGCCAGUGAGGUGUGUGGCCUGAGAAGAGGGUCUCUAGACUGAGUUUGGCCUCUAGACUGAGUUUCCAACCCCUGUAACAGACUAUGUUUUUGGAAUAUAAUACUAACAAAAGCAAUUUCUUAUAUUAAACUGGAAACAUUUUGAAAUCAAUUAUUGCCAGCUAGAUCUUUAAAGACAUGUUGGACACCAAACAGCAGAUUGAUACUGUUAAAAAUAAUGCUGUGCAAGGGUUAAGCCAGUGUAUAGAGUUGGGUUUGGAAAUGUGUAUAAUGUACUGCAAAAACACACAGCUCCUGAGCAGAGCUCUUAGUUGAUUAAUUUUAUUAAAUGUGAGAUAUUAAUUUAAUUAAUGAAAUGUCCAUAUAUUUUAUAUGAUUGAAAUAAAUUCUGAAGAAGUAGUAAUUGAUUUAUUUGCUUUUAGAUGAUAUAAGCAUAUACCACCACAGGCACCAUCUUAAAAAAGGCAUUCCUUGAUGUGACAGGGGAGGGAUGCACUCUCCCACCUGCUUAUUUUUCCUAAACAAAGUUGUUACAAAUAAUUAAUGCCUGAAAGUAAAACAUCCUGCUUUUUGGUUAAUUAUUGGAUAUUUAUAAAGGCUAGCCCAAUGAAUCAUUUUUUUUAAAAAGAGCUGGACUGCCUUGGUAUGACAUCCUCCUUUUUAUUGGUUUUCAAAAAUGUAAGCAAACACACAAUAAAACAAGUACACCAAAAAUUGUGAGUGGAGGUUGACUUCCAGAGCACCUAAAAACAUACAAUACAAGGCAUGUAAUUGUUCAAAUUAGCGAGCCAGAGAUUUAAGCUGAAUGUGAUGA